AUGGAGGCUGCAGGCGUUGCCCUAGCAAUUCUCCCGCUGGUCAUCAACCAGCUUGAUAACUAUGUCCAGGGUCUUGAGACUAUCAAGAGCUUCGGAGCCAAGCGCUACCGUAGGGAACUUGAAAGCUAUUCAUCAAGCCUUGGAACCCAGCAAGCCAUCUUCGUCAAUACUCUGGAGCGAGCCCUCGAUGGAGUGGUUGAAUACGAAGACGGGCUGGAGGAACUGAGGAACAACCCUCUCGGGAAUUUGUGGAAAAGACAGAGUCUGCAAACGAGUCUUCAUGAAAAGCUAGGAAGAGACUUCUACCCUUUCAACCAGAUGAUGAUAGAGAUUGCGACUCUGUUGGAGGAAUUGUCACGAAAAUUAGGAUUGGACAAGAAUGUUUCGCUGGUGAGUAUAGUUCAAUAUCCCGCGGCCCGCUCCCGAGGUCUAGGGCUAACCAGAACCUCGAUCAUACUACAGAACAAUCGGGUCGACCAGUCCGCUAUAAAGAAAGAAAUCAAGAAGUUCAAAGACAUUUUCUCGAAAAGCGUCUACCUCGAUCUCUUCGCUCGUAUCGACGCAGCCAAUAAAGUCCUGAAUACCUUGGUAGAGCAGUCCGAUUAUCGAAGCACAAUACAGAAACAGAGAAUAUCAAAAAGACCCCUAUUGCGCCAGAAAAGGGCCCAAAAAUCAGCCCGCAGUCUGCACAAUGCAAUGUUACGGAGCAGGUAUUGGAAAUGUGCCUGUAUGGAUCAACAUUCAAUCCAUUUUGUUCUUAGUUAUCCACCAGAGGACAUAAAUGAUGGGUCUAAAGAGUCCUCUCAUGGGCCUCGAUUCCGAAUGAUUUUCCCUUCCAACAGCUCUAUAGAUCUUGCAAAGGGAUGGUGCGAGAUUGAAGCCAAAUCGGAUAUCAUUCAAUCGAGCGUGGAUACUUUGAACCGAUCCCCACCCGAGGGCGAUCAAGACAAAGUUCCCUUCGCUAAAAAGAAGGCCAAAGUGCAAUUUGCGUUCGAUACAUCAUCUGAAGAUAAAUCACCUCUGAUGUCUGAUAUGUCUUCGGUGCCUCCGAUUGUAGACAUUUGCUCGACGCUGUCUACCGUGGGGACCAGCGGCGAGAAAAAUGCACCUAUUGGGUUUAUAUCCGACGAAAACCACCGCCACAAUAUGUAUUAUGUACGAAAGCUCGCUGGGAACCUGAGAUCACAAUCGCUCGCUGAGCUUAUCGCGGCUUCAAGUGAUAUCUUCAAGGCGCCUAUUGGCGGCAGCUUUCUUUUCACACGGGGCCAUCGUCUUCGUGUUGCGGUUAAUCUCGCCUGCAGCGUGCUUCAAUUUCACGGAAGCUGGCUGAAAACACAGUGGAGAUCACGCGAUAUCAUGUUUACCAAGACUUCGUCUGGGGAUAUCGAUAAGCCAUACGUUCUUUGGAACGUCGGCAGUGAGUUGGAUGCCUGGACCCUGUGCAGAGACAAGCCAACAUUCUCGCUCAUUCAAAGCGAGGUUCUGUUUCCCCUGGGCCUAGUCCUCGUCGAACUUUCUUUAUGCCAGACACUAGAGGCACUACGUAUGCCGGAGGAUGACGAUCCGGUGGAGGCAUAUGUGAAUCUAAAGACUGCAACCCGCCUCUUGCAGGUGGUGGUGGAGCAAAGUGGUGCAGAAUAUGAAAAGGUAGCGAGGCGAUGUCUCCUUUGGCCUGGCACCAAAGACUCUACACUGGAAAAUGAACAGAUGCAAGAUGAGAUAUUUCAACUUAUCAUCUUGCCAUUAGUCGAAAAUCUGAGGAGUUUCGAGGGUAGGGGUUGA
Messenger RNA from Penicillium hordei, 1782 nucleotides. RefSeq lists its product as uncharacterized. The record is from RefSeq and is a predicted model, not a curated record. NCBI's taxonomy places the organism in Eukaryota, Fungi, Ascomycota, Eurotiomycetes, Eurotiales, Aspergillaceae. Bases 1 to 1782 code for a protein of 593 amino acids. The transcript has a single exon.